Molecule: messenger RNA, 1212 nt
Organism: Striga asiatica
Lineage: Eukaryota; Viridiplantae; Streptophyta; Magnoliopsida; Lamiales; Orobanchaceae
Source: the annotation of a GenBank genome assembly
AUGCCACUCGAUUUGAUAAGGACCAAAGUGAAUAUCGUGAUUGAUAACUCAGGAAAGCCACUGACACGGACUGGCUUUGGAGCUUCUAGAAAUGGAGUAAUCAUGGCUUUUUUUUUCUCUUCUUUUUUGAGUGAAGGUUUGGCAGUGAUAUAUUUAUCUGUAGAGGCUGAGGAUAUGGAUACAAAUGCAUGUAAUUUUGAUAACUUGCCACCUCGAAAGCGGCUUCUGGCUGGAUUCAAGAGACAGAAUUCAGAUCUCACUUCCCCUUCCUUGUCAAAAUCCGAUAUCCCUCUCAAAAACCCGUUUAUGGCCCAAUUUACUGAUCCAAACCUCUCGAUUGAAGAGAUUGUCGAGGCCUCGAGAAUUGCUGCUAUAGAGGCCGCAAAAGUUGCCGAGGCUGCCAAAGCUAAAGCGGAGGAGAAGGCUGCGAAAGCAGCCAAGGCAUUUGCCGCAGCUAAGAGUGCCUUAGACCUUGUGGCCACUCUUUCUGAUGAGGCAGCCGAAAAGGAAUCAUGUUUGAGAAAGAACAAGAUGAAGAAGCAUGUGAGUGUCGAAGAAUUGUACAGUGAGAAGAACAAAGGCACUAUUAGCUGUGGUACGGAUGAAGAAUUGGCUCGCAACUUGCACAGGUCCAUUAAUAGUUCCCCCAGAAUUUCGAAGAAUUCUGAUGUCAAGAUUCACAAGCAUAAGAAGUUGAAAUCGAAAGGCUCGAAUUUUUCCGGGAGCAAGAGUAAUGGUUUAUUAGGAAAUUUAGAGAGUGAAGGUCCAUCGAAGGAGAUAGAUAAGGUUAUGGUAGAUUUGAACAUGUCAAAGCCUGAUAAAAGUGAUCAACUAAAGGUGGAUAGUAUUGAUGGUCUCGGUAGAAAGAGGGGAAAGAUUAAGCAGAAAAAAUUGCCCUUGAGCAUUUGUAGUUUCAUGGAUCAAAUUGCCCCAGAAGAGGAACUGAAUAAUAAUAAUGGGACAUUGUUUUCUUCAAAUAGUAAUAUAACACCUGUUGAGAAGGCAUCCUUGUGGAAAUGUCAAUCUGUGAAAGCGCCAGCUUGCCUUAAACAAAAUAAAGUUAUGCGGUCGUAAAAUGUUUGAUAGGUUUGUUGUCUGAAUAACCGAAGGCCAUCGUGGGAAAGAGUCUGGCCAAGGGUAUUUCUUUGUUGUGGAUUUUUGUAUUCACAAGAACACGAGGCUGUAUCUUUUUCUCUCUCUCUCUCUCUCUUU